AUGUUCGGCACUAGCUCGCUCGUCACCUUGGUUUUGCUCUUGUCGAGCGCGACAGCGCUGCCCUCUUCGCGAGCCAAAGGUCCUACGUUGGGUCCUCCGAGACCUUCCAUCCCCCACCUCGAGAACUUUUCAAAGGACAUCCCCGUCCUCAGUCGCAACGGCACGCAGCUGCCUGCCUAUAGUCACGCUUACUAUUUCGACCAGCUCAUCGACCACAUGGACCUCACCCUCGGCACGUUCAAGCAGCGAUACUAUCACACUUACGAAUUCUACCAGCCAGGUGGACCUAUCAUCCUUAUGACUCCGGGAGAAGAAGACGCGUUUGGAUAUAUCGGGUAUCUGACCAACACGACGAUCAACGGCCAUCUUGCACAGGAGCUCAACGGGUCCACGAUCGUACUCGAGCAUCGGUUCUUCGGCGAUUCGAAUCCGUAUGACAACCUGUCCGUACAGAGCUUUCGCGUUCACACGGUCCAGCAGGCGAUCGACGACCUGGUGUACUUUGCCCAGAAUGUACAGCUCCCGAUGCUGGGGGGCGACCAGGUCGCGCCAGGAAACGCACCCUGGGUCCUCAUUGGAGGUAGCUACGCGGGUGCCUUGACGAGUUACACAUUGACGAGCCGACCGGGAGUGUUCACCGCGGGUUACGCCUCGUCAGCGGUCGUCCAAGCUAUUAGUGACUUCUGGGGUUAUUUCGAGCCGAUCCGCCAGUACAUGCCUGCAAAUUGCUCUGCAGACGUCGAAGCCGUGAUCGCUCAUGUCGACUCCGUCAUUCAGUCGAACGACACUGCGGCGAUCACCGCGCUUAAGAUGACAUUCGGCUUGCAGGGUUUGGCUCACAAUGACGAUUUCGCGGCCGCUCGUAUUCACAAGAUGGUUCCCAUGCUAACGAUUUCUCUAAUGCAACAAAACCUUUUCUCUUGGCAAUCCCUGCAGCCUGACAGUGGUCUUAAUCAGGCAUUCUACCAAUUUUGUGACGCCCUUGAGGUUAUAAACAGCUUCAGCGCGCCGGCUUCGGGAUGGGGUCUUGACUAUGCACUCCAAGCCUGGGGCGCGUACUGGACGUCAACAUACUACAAGCAGAUUUGUGGUGAUGACGACGAUGAAACAUGUCUAGGUACCUAUGACUCCUCAAGCCCAUUCUGGACCUACACCUAUACAGGCAACGCCGAGCGAUCAUGGCAGUGGCUUCUCUGCACACAAUUUGGGUUCCAGUUUGAUGGCGCGCCAGCUUCGCAACCCACGAUCGCCUCUCGCAUAGUAACACCUGCGUGGGGAGAGCGGCAAUGCGGAUACCGGUUCCCUGGCGCGUUUGGAUAUAACGCGACCGCCUCUCCGGAUGCCGCUGGCCUGAACAGCGCAUAUAAGGGCUGGGACACAACGGCUGAGCAUCUCAUCUUCGCCAGUGGUACCCGCGAUCCUUGGCGAGAGGCCACCGUUGCCGCGGACGGGGCCACAAACAUCGGCUCCGACCUACAGCCCCACCUGCUCUCUGAUGGGUUCCAUUGUUCGGAUCUACUCAUUCAAGAGACAGCGGCAAGUCCUCAAACCAAAAGCGUACAGGACAUUGCGGUCUCCUAUAUCACACAGUGGAUCUCGGAGUGGAAGCCGAGUAUCAACAAGCAAAGUGCAUGA
Messenger RNA from Dichomitus squalens LYAD-421 SS1, 1635 nucleotides. RefSeq lists its product as uncharacterized. The transcript is spliced from 11 exons. Bases 1 to 1635 code for a protein of 544 amino acids. Gene Ontology annotation, biological process: proteolysis. The record is from RefSeq and is a predicted model, not a curated record. Lineage: Eukaryota; Fungi; Basidiomycota; Agaricomycetes; Polyporales; Polyporaceae. Gene Ontology annotation, molecular function: serine-type exopeptidase activity; dipeptidyl-peptidase activity.